GCGCGCGCCCGCGCCCGCGCCCUAGCUCGCGGCCUCUCCUCGCAGGCUCGCACCACAAUCACACGAGCAGACAAUCACCAACUCCCUUUCUGUCUUUCGCUUUCACUGCUCACCAUUUCGCGUCGCCCUCUCGCCGUCGUCGCGGGUGCCUCCCUCUUUUUCACCUCCCUCCCCGCAUCUGCCACGAACCUUUGCAGAAAGAAAGGUGCCCCGGGAGGUAGAGGCAGUAGAUGUAGAGAGCCCCGGGAGCCCAACGCCUCCACCAGCAGCAAAGCACCAGCACCAGCACCACCACCAGAGCCGAGCGCACAAAAGCGCGCGGCCGGGACGCCGGCACAAAGCAACGGGCAGCCUGUACUGCCCGCUGCUGCAGCUACCCUUCCAGUCCCAGUCCCAGUUCCAGCCCCGGCCAGGCGCUCGCAAAGUGCGGGAGCCGCGCGCCCUCUUCGCUCGUGCUCUCUCUCUCUCCGCCCUCUCGCUCCAGGUCGUCUACGACACCCCGCCCGUACGUACGGACCCCGGCGCUCGUGCGCGGGCGAACAUGUCUUCGGCGGCGGGCGGUGGUGGAUACGGGGCCGGCGGCGGCGCCGAGCACCAGCACCUGUUGCUGGGGCAGGCGGCGGGGCAGCUCUACCACGUGCCGCAGCACAGCCGCCGCGAGAAGCUGCGGUUCCCGCCCGACCCGGCCGACUCGCCCCCGCCCACUGCCUGGCCGGCGCCCCCACCCUUCUACUCCUACGCGUCCUCGUCGACGUCGUCCUACUCGCCGCAUAGCCCAACGCCGCUGGCGCACGCGCAGCUCGUGGCGCACGCGCUACCUGCAGGCGCCGGGGCCCAGAUCCCGAGCCAGAACUUCGCGCUCUCGCUCUCCUCGGCGUCCUCGAACCCUCCGCCCGCGCCGCGGAGGCAGCUCGCCGCGGGGGUAGCCACGGGGCCGUACGGCCCGUUCACGGGCUACGCGGCCGUCCUCGGCCGGUCCAGGUUCCUCGGCCCCGCGCAGAAGCUGCUCGAGGAGAUCUGCGACGUGGGCGGACGGCCCCCGCACCUGGACCGGCGCUCCGACGAGGGCAUGCUCGACAUGGACGCCAUGGACGUGGUUGGGGACGUGGACCAUGACAUGGACGGCGGUGACCGCGCUACCGCUGAGGCGGUCGCUGUCUCCGGCGCCGAGCAGCAGUGGAGGAAGACCAGGCUCAUCUCCCUCAUGGAGGACGUUUGCAGGCGAUACAAGCAGUACUACCAGCAGCUGCAAUCUGUGAUCUCCUCGUUUGAGACUGUUGCGGGGCUGAGCAACGCCGCCCCCUUUGCUUCCAUGGCUCUUCGGACAAUGUCGAAGCAUUUCAAGUGUCUCAAGGAAAUGAUAAUGAGCCAAUUAAGGAACACAAGCAAGGUUGUCGCCAAUGAUGGUAUUGGCAAAGACGAUAUGGCUAACUUUGCGCUUAUGGGUGGUGGAGCAGGCCUCCUGAGGGGAAACAAUGUGAACGCAUUCGGCCAGCCUCACAACAUUUGGAGGCCUCAAAGAGGGCUUCCUGAGCGUGCAGUGUCUGUGCUUCGCUCGUGGCUGUUCGAGCACUUCUUACAUCCGUAUCCAACUGAUAGUGACAAGCAGAUGCUGGCUAAACAGACAGGCUUAACAAGGAACCAGGUGUCAAAUUGGUUUAUCAAUGCAAGGGUGCGGCUCUGGAAGCCCAUGGUGGAAGAAAUCCACAACCUGGAGAUGCGGCAGGUGCAGAAGAACACAUCGGUGGACAAGAAUCAACUUGGCAUGCAGCAGAUUCAGCACUCGACGGACAGCAGUGGGAAGCUUUCUGACCCUUCAAACUCUCAGCGUGGGCAAAGCAGCGGCAUGACAAGAAACCUCAGCUCUCCGGCAUCACGCCAUAUCCAAGACGAGCUCUCCCAGAUGCCCCACGACAUGCCAGGCCAGGUGAGCUUUGCUUACAAUGGGCUCCCCACACACCACGGUCUUGCGCUGUCACACCCCCAGCAAGCUGAAGCAGUCAGCGCCGGCAUUGGCCUUGGCGGCGUGGCUGCCGGCGGUGGCGGCGUUUCCCUCACACUCGGCCUUCACCAGAACAACAGGACUUACAUUGCCGAGCCACUUCCGGCCGCGCUCCCGCUCAACCUCCCGCACCGUUUUGGGCUGGAGGACGUGAGCGACGCCUACGUGAUGGGGUCAUUCGGCGGCGGCCAGGACCGUCAUUUCACCAAGGGAAUAGGUGGCCACCAUUUGCUCCAUGACUUUGUUGGUUGAUCUCGUAUUGGAAGUGUGUUGUCAGCAUGCAUGUAUUGUAUUAUUAGGGGUAGGACAGUCGAAGAGACCAUUUAAUUUGGUCGUCCAUGCAUCCAAGAAUGCUGUCGAUAUUUGACAAUGUGAGGGCUAUAGAGGGCAUGACAUACCGUUGAAGAUCUGUUCCAGUUGUAUGUUGUAGAGUUGAACCCUAUUUGUUCUAAUCCCAGGUGAUCGAUUAAGCGGUGUUAACACAUUAUUGUACCACUACCCCUUUGACAUGCGAUUGAUGUGAAGGUUAAUUGAAAACAGUGCUCCUGGAGGUUGA
Molecule: messenger RNA, 2558 nt
Organism: Sorghum bicolor (sorghum)
Lineage: Eukaryota; Viridiplantae; Streptophyta; Magnoliopsida; Poales; Poaceae
Product: BEL1-like homeodomain protein 9
Exons: 4
Coding region: 542-2254 (570 amino acids)
Biological process (GO): regulation of transcription by RNA polymerase II
Molecular function (GO): RNA polymerase II cis-regulatory region sequence-specific DNA binding; DNA-binding transcription factor activity, RNA polymerase II-specific
Source: RefSeq, a predicted model, not a curated record